Molecule: messenger RNA, 279 nt
Organism: Opisthorchis viverrini
Lineage: Eukaryota; Metazoa; Platyhelminthes; Trematoda; Opisthorchiida; Opisthorchiidae
Exons: 3
Source: RefSeq, a predicted model, not a curated record
GUUGCUGAAAAUCUGUCGACAGCCAACGACCAGUUUCGCCCUUUUUGGGGCUCAUCAGCUCAAAGACUGCGUUGAUGAAAUCAGUUUGCAUGGCAAAACGUUUUCUCCAGUCCCAUUGAUAGACGAGCAGGUGUGGAAGAGAAUGUCCACUUUGUGGGGUAUUUGUGGCGGUCGACCGACCUCUUUUCGCACAACUACCCGAAGGGUGGAAACGAUUCCGGAGAGUUCAAACAAUGACUUGGCGAUGAAGCAUGAAAGCCGUAACCAGAAACUCAGCUG